Messenger RNA from Lactuca saligna, 1335 nucleotides. Lineage: Eukaryota; Viridiplantae; Streptophyta; Magnoliopsida; Asterales; Asteraceae. The record is from the annotation of a GenBank genome assembly.
AUGGCCUCUUCGGCGGCCAAAUCCUUAUUCGGGAAGUAUGAUGUCGGAAAACUCCUCGGCUGCGGCGCUUUCGCUAAGGUGUACCAUGCUAGGGACAUCAAAAAUGGUCACAGCGUUGCUAUUAAGGUAAUCAAUAAGCAUAAAAUCGCUCAUAACGCUCAUCUUGUGUCGAACGUGAAGCGCGAGAUCGAUAUUAUGCGGCGGCUCCGGCAUCCGAACAUUGUUAAAUUGUAUGAAGUUAUGGCGACGAAGACGAAGAUCUAUUUCGUGAUGGAGUUUGUUAAAGGCGGUGAGUUGUUCGCCAAGGUUGCGAAAGGUCGUUUAUCUGAAUCGCAUAGCCGGAAGUACUUUCAACAAUUGAUCUCUGCCAUCGGAUAUUGUCAUUCUCGUGGAGUUUAUCAUAGAGAUCUGAAACCUGAGAAUCUCCUCAUCGACGAGAACGGAGAUCUGAAGGUUACGGAUUUUGGGUUGAGUGCUGUUACAGGUCAGAUCCGAGCCGAUGGCUUGUUACAUACACUGUGUGGCACGCCAUCGUACGUCGCACCGGAAAUUCUCACGAAGAGAGGGUAUGACGGAGCGAAGGCGGAUAUCUGGUCAUGCGGUGUCAUCCUGUUCGUGUUGAACGCUGCUUUCCUGCCGUUCAAUGACGCAAACCUCAUGAUGAUGUAUAAGAAGAUCUACAAAGGCGAAUACAAGUGCCCUAAAUGGAUGUCACAUGAUCUCAAGCGGUUUUUAUCUCGUCUUCUUGACACAAAACCAGAGACGAGGAUCACCGUCGAUGAGAUCAAAACCGAUCCGUGGUUCAGGAAAGGAUACAAAGAAUUAAAGCUAGAAGACGACAUACAAAUUGUCGGCAGACCAGAAGAAGACGAUAAAUCAACGUCGUUGAACGCCUUCGAUAUAAUAUCAUUUUCCUCCGGUUUAAACCUCUCUCCUUUGUUUGAUGGCACAAGUUGCUCACCGGGAAAAGGUGAAAGGCUGGUGGUGGCCGAGUCGCCGGAGAAAAUCAUCGAGAAAGUUGAGGAGAUUGUAAAGGAGGCAAACGUGAGGAUCCAGAAACGAAAGGAAUGGGGUGUCGAUUUGGUAAACCGGAAUGGUAAGUACGCAAUCGGAUUGGAGGUUUUCCGGUUGACGGAAAACUUAGUGGUGGUGGAGGUUCAAAGUAGCGGUGGAGGUACAGAUUUCUACGAUGAGUUGUGGAAUAACAAAAUUAGAUCGGAGUUGUUUGAUCGGCGGCAUGUACAGGUACCGACAACUAGUGGCUCGCCGGCGGGGUACGUGUCGGAAAUGUUGUAUGGGCUUUGUGAUGCUACAACAAGAAAUAAAGAAAGCUGA